UUAAGUCAGGUUAAGUUAAUGGCGUAGCUACUUUUUGAUAGGUUAAUUUUUUCAUCCCGCCAAAACGUGGUUUUAUAUUGUAGAGAGCUCGAAUUCGACAAUGGAUGAGCUAGUAGAAAUCAUUUCGUUUUCAUUAUCAAUUGUAGCUUUAUUUUCGAUGUUUACACUGCUGGCUGUGAAAAUUUAUUUUAAAAUAAGGAGAUGUUUUCCAAUAUCAGUUAAUUGUUGGUUCUGCAAUACUUGGACCAGGGUGCCUUAUGACAAUCAGAAUUGUUUUGACUGUCCCAGUUGUUUACAAUACAAUGGAUUCACUGAAGAUGGUGGAUAUAACAAAGUUAUUGAAGCUCAACAUAAAUUCAUUAAAACACCAAAAUCCAAAUCUCAUAGAAACUCAAAUGGACUUUGCACUUCUUGCAACCAUAAUCAACAGUUAAAAAUAAGUCAACUAGCAAAAUUCACCCCACUUAUUGAAGAGAAUUAUGAUGAGGAAAUAGAACAUUUCAGAAACCAACUGGAAAAAGCAUAUGAAUUAUGUAGGCCCUGUAAGAAAUUUUUAAAAAAUACAUUGUUGAGGGAAAAGGCUAAUUUCCUUGGAAACCAUGUCUUCAACAUCCAAAAAAAAGGAAGAAAUCUUUACGAAAGGCUGAUAAAAAAAUCUGCUGUUUGCAGUUCAAGACCUCACUUACUAGGGGUUCUCAGGGGUAUUCAGGGUCUCUUGGCAAUACUCGUUAUACUGAAAAUUACAUCAGAUGUUCUGAAUAGUUUGCAGCCAGAUUGGUUUCCUGUUUACUUGCUGCCAUAUCUUCAGUUGUAUCAAGACAUAUCAACAAGUUUAUCAUCCAUGAUCAAAAAUAAAAUAUUUACCUCAUUCAGUCUUUCAUCAGGUGAUUUUGAAUUCAACAACUUAUGGGUUUACAGUUCUAUUGGUUUCUUUAUACAUCUUCCCUUGUUAUCGAUGGAGCAGACUUUGAUGUGCAUUAAAAUAAAUCAAUUUUUAUGCUGGAGCUUCUUGGCACUUUUAUCUUGGACCAAAUCGCAAGAAAUGCUCAUGAGUUCAUUUCAGAUCGUUUGCGCUUGCCUCAUAUUCUAUAAUUCAUUCUAUGAAUUCCAAACAACUCUUAGUAUUAACAAAACUAUGAAGAAACUGCCUCGAAGCUGUAACACCAGCUGUGAUAGUGACGAUUUUUCUGAUAACGAAGAAGAUUUCAAAUCAUAUAAUCAUCAUGACUCUAUGUUCAAUAAGACUGAAAAUCUCACUGCCAACAAUAUAUUUAAUAGAAUGUCCAAAACCACCAGGAGUGGUUCUAAAUCGAGCCCAACCUAUAGGUCUGACCUACAGAAUUUAAAUCUGAGUAAGUCAACUUUAACAUUGGAAACAGCAGAUCCAUUAUUAUUCAGUAGAUCAUCUUCUCCAAAAAAUAAACAAGGCCUUAUAUCUCCUUCCAAGUUGAGUCAUAUUGAUCAGAAUUCAUGGGUUGCUGGAGGUUUUUGGAAAAGUGACGAUGGAACACUUAUACCCAUUAAUCCAAAUGCAACUAAGUCUUACAGUCAGAGUUCAGGUUUUUGUUCACAAGUGAAUGGGAAGUUCCCUUCAGUUUUUAAUAGUGACCAAUUUCAUUCACUGCCCACUUCAAUUGAAACUUCACUUUCUGGAGAUUUUGACAGGCUAUCGUUAGCCCCAAAAUCGCCCUAUGUUUCUCCUUCAGCUUCCCCGCCUGUUUCAAGGAUGGAGAAUCUCAAUUAUGCCUCGCCAAAUCAUUAUUCAAGUCCUCAUAAUUCUUUUAACUCGUGGACUUCCAACCAAAGUUUCGUGAAAUAUAUGAUGCCACCAGCUCCUCUGGGUUUGCAUAGAAUUGAUACACCUGUUGGUUUAUUUAAAUCUUCUCUGGGUUCAGCUGCAAAUAGUCCCAAUUCAACUUAUAUUAAUAGAAACUUUGGAAUGCCUAGAAGUUCUCUGUGAGGAACCCAACUGGAAUAUUAGAUUGAUUUUGAUAUUUUUCUGGUGGAGAUCACCACUUGAUGAUUGAUCCAAUUUGGGCCUGAUUUUUAAGAAAAUGAAUGUAUUCACUUAACUGCCCCUAGAAAAAAGUCAAUCUAAUUUUGGGGA
Messenger RNA from Coccinella septempunctata (seven-spotted ladybird), 2107 nucleotides. RefSeq lists its product as uncharacterized. The record is from RefSeq and is a predicted model, not a curated record. Gene Ontology annotation, cellular component: nuclear membrane. NCBI's taxonomy places the organism in Eukaryota, Metazoa, Arthropoda, Insecta, Coleoptera, Coccinellidae. Gene Ontology annotation, biological process: nuclear migration along microtubule. The transcript has 4 exons. Gene Ontology annotation, molecular function: actin filament binding; lamin binding. The coding region runs from base 101 to 1960 and encodes 619 amino acids.